Tupaia belangeri chinensis (Chinese tree shrew) is the source of this 1008-nucleotide messenger RNA. RefSeq names its product H1.7 linker histone (gene H1-7). The record is from RefSeq and is a predicted model, not a curated record. The transcript has a single exon. NCBI's taxonomy places the organism in Eukaryota, Metazoa, Chordata, Mammalia, Scandentia, Tupaiidae. Bases 16 to 894 code for a protein of 292 amino acids.
GGGCCAGCCUCAGCCAUGGUUCACACUUCGGCGGUUAAGGCCCAAAGCCAGUGGCCCCGCGGAGGCGGGAGCGGGGCCAUGGCCAUGGCUGAGCAAGCUGAGGCUAGUGGCGUACCCCAAAGCGCUGAAGUCAAAACUCAGCAGCCUGUAGAAAACCCCCUCGGAGGAUCGCUGAGACGGAGCCCGCGCUCCGUACUUAAAGUGUCCCAGCUGCUGCUCCGAGCCAUCUCUGCACACAAAGGGCUGACUCUGGCAACUCUCAAGAAGGAGCUUGGAAACGCUGGCUACGAAGUGCGCCGGAAGUAUGGCUGCCACUCUGGGAGCGAAAAGCCCAAGCCUGAGAUAAAGGGCACACUUCUUCGGGUCAGCGGCAGCGAUGCCGCCGGCUACUUCAGGAUAUGGAAGGUUCCGAAGCCGAAGAGAAAGACUGGACGCCCGAGGUUGGAGGAGGGUGUUCGCUCUCCCAGGAGGACCCAGUCGGUGCCCCGGAUCCCACGGAGGCGCCGCACUCUUCGCAAGGCGGCCAAGAAGGCCAGACAAAUAUGGAGACGAAAUGCGAGAGCAAGCGCCAGGGCAAGUGCAAGGGCGAAGAGGGGUAGGCCAAGAGCCAAGGACCAGGUGCGUGCCAGAGCCAAGGAAGAAGCAAGGGCCAAGGUGCUGGACGAGGGGAGAGGACGGACCACAAAGGAAGACAACAGGCCUAGGCCCCAAGAGGAGAAGAGGCCAAGCUCGAAGCCCAGGGAAGAGAAGCAGGACCCCGAGAAAGUGGUAAAACGAACCAUCCAGAAGUCGACACGGAUUAAAACCGACCGGCCUUCUAACGGGCAGGGGAAGACCUGCACAAAGAUUUCCACUAAAUCUGAAGGUCCUCGGAACGCAGUCGGGAAUCCAUAAUGUGGGAGCAGUUUCCCUUCAUCCAGGCACAAAUGCCUUUUCCCCCAGGCUCCAGCGAGAGCAGCUCUCACAUUCAUUGAAAUGGACAAAACCAUUUACAAAUACUUUCUACCA